AUGUAUUUUUCAGAACGCUGUAAAUGUAAACCUAUUAGAGCCACACAGAAGACCUAUUUCCGGAACAAUUACAACUAUGUAAUUCGGGCUAAGAUUAAAGAGGUAAAGACUAAGUGCCAUGAUGUGACUGCAGUCGUGGAGGUGAAGGAGAUUCUCAAGGCAUCUCUGGUGAACAUUCCAAGGGAUACCGUCAACCUCUACACUAGCUCUGGCUGCCUGUGUCCCCCACUUAAUGUCAAUGAGGAAUAUAUCAUCAUGGGCUAUGAAGAUGAGGAGCGUUCCAGAUUACUCUUGGUAGAAGGCUCGAUAGCUGAGAAAUGGAAGGAUCGGCUUGGUAAAAAAGUUAAGCGCUGGGAUAUGAAGCUCCGGCAUCUUGGACUGGGUAAAAGUGACUCUAGUAUUAGUGAUUCCGCGCAAAGUCAGAAGUCUGGCAGGAACUCAAACCCCCGGCAAGCACGCAACUAAAUCCUGAAAUGCAAAAAGUAACACCAGUGGACUUCCUAUUAAGACUUGCAUUCUUGGACUAGCACAGGAAAAUUGCACUAUUGCACAUCAUAUUCUAUUGUUUACUACAAAAAUCAUAUGGUAACUAAUAUUACUUCUAUUUUCUCUUUUGUUUCCUGUUUUUUCUCUUCACUCCCACCCCUCCCCCCUUUUUAAUGGUUUGGGGGCAGAUCCUUAAAUAUAUUAUAUGACUUCUAUUUCACUAAUCAUAGGAAAACAAUUCUUUUGCAAUAAUAAUAAAUUAAACACGUUGAUACCAGGACCUCUUAGCUAGAGUUCCCAGAUGUUAAUUUACUGUUCUGCACUUGAAUUGGGAAUACAAUAUUGGAUGCGAAAGAGGGAUUUCUGGUAUACACAGAAAACUAGAUAUGCUUGUAAAACAAACACUGCUGAUCUAAUUACAGCCUCAUUUUUGUAUGCCUUUUGGGCAUUCUCCUCGCGCUUAGAAAGUUCUGAAUGUUCAUAAAGGUACAAUGACAGUUUGAAAUCAGAUGCCACAUAGGCAAAGCAAUCAGGCACCAGGAAGCAUUUAUGAGGAAACAACACACAAGACAAAUUAUUUUUGAGAUUGGCAGGAAGCAAAAUAAAUAGUGGUAGGAGCUGGGAAAGAACAUUUUGCCUGAUUGAGAAGUACAUCUGAAACCAGUAGCCGUUGGGUGUUAACAGUAGCAUUCUUUUGGCAAUACAUUUGAUUUGUUCAUGAAUAUAUUAAUCAGCAUUAGGAAAGUGAAUUAUAACUAGACAUCUGCUGUUAUCACCAUAGUUCUGUUUAAUUUGCUUCCUUUUAAAUAAACGUAUUGGUGGAAGCCU
Carlito syrichta (Philippine tarsier) is the source of this 1314-nucleotide messenger RNA. RefSeq names its product secreted frizzled-related protein 3-like. The coding region runs from base 1 to 465 and encodes 154 amino acids. The transcript is spliced from 4 exons. Lineage: Eukaryota; Metazoa; Chordata; Mammalia; Primates; Tarsiidae. The record is from RefSeq and is a predicted model, not a curated record. Gene Ontology annotation, molecular function: protein binding.